Eimeria tenella is the source of this 3150-nucleotide messenger RNA. RefSeq lists its product as uncharacterized. Gene Ontology annotation, biological process: regulation of DNA-templated transcription; chromatin remodeling. The transcript has 13 exons. Gene Ontology annotation, cellular component: nucleus; chromatin. NCBI's taxonomy places the organism in Eukaryota, Apicomplexa, Conoidasida, Eucoccidiorida, Eimeriidae. Bases 1 to 3150 code for a protein of 1049 amino acids. The record is from RefSeq and is a predicted model, not a curated record.
AUGCAUGCGUCGGUUCCCCAAGGGUCGCUGCAGGCAGCAGCAGCAGCAGCUGCUGCUGCUGCUGCAGACGAACAGCGUUUCAGUCAGCAAUCGCGGCAGAUGCUGCUGCAGCAACACUACCAGCGGGUGCAGCAGCAGCAGCAGCAACAGCUGUCAGUGGACUUCCCAUUCUGUCCUUUGCUGCCAGACCCUCUAGACCCGUCGAGAGACCCCUGCUGCAGCAGCAGCAGCAGCAGCAAGGGAAGAAACAGCAGCACAUGCAAAGUCGCGGCCCCGCCAAGUCUGCUGCUGGAAGCACGUGCACUAUCUGCGCAGCAGCAGCAGCAGCAGCAGCUCGACAGCAGAGCAGAUGCAUUGCUGCUGUUGGCCCAGGUUGAACAGCUGCAGCAACAGCAGCAGCAGCAGCAGCUGCAGCAGGCACAGGCACAGCAGCAUCUGCUUCUACUGCAGUCACAGGCGCAGCAGCUAGUACAGCAGUUGCUGCAGCACGAGACUGAGCAGCAGCAAGACGCGCUGCUGCUGCAGCAGAUUGAAGCAGCAGCAACAGCCAACGGGACUUGUGGGGAGUGGCUGCAGGAAACCCUUUCACUGUGCUGCUGUCAAGAUGCAGCUGCUGCAGAUAUGCUGCUGCUGUUGGGGGCCCCGGACCCACAGCAACAGCAGCAGCAGCAGCAGCAGCUGCAGCAGCAGCACUUCUUCUACUCACCUUGCGUGCAGCGUGUGCUGGAGCAACAGCAGCAGCAGCUGCAGCAGCAGCAGCAGAAGUCGCUUCUGCGUUUCUCAAUUAAAGAAGCUCCACCGAAUUCCGUCGCUUCCCCAGCAGCAGCACCAGCGACAGCAGCCGCUGCAGCAGCAGCAGCAGGAGCUCCAGAGCCCCUGAAAGAACUGCAGCAGCUUCGUUCACUUGCAUGCGGCAAGCCUUUGUUGAGCAGCAGCAGCAGCAACAGCAGCAGCAGCAACAGCAGCAGCAGCAACAGCAGCAGCAGCAACAGCAGCAGCAGCAACAGCAGCAGCAGCAGCAGCAGCAGUGUGUGGUUCACAGCUUCACUAUGGCGGCUGCAUGCCUUAGGGAGACACCAGGAUUUGCUGCUGCUGCUGGAGCGGUACUCGCAGCAAUGUGCAGCAGACCCGCAGUUGCUGCUGCUGAAGGCGCAUACUCUGGUGCAUCUGCAGAGGCACAAAGACGCCGCAGAGCUUCUGCUCUGUAACGCGACACCAACAGGCGUGGUGGUGCUUACCUGGCAGCAGUUGCUGCUCGCCAGGGUGUAUAGACAGUGCAAGUUCACGCAGCUCUGCAUUGAGGCUUUUCGGAGCUGCUGCAGCAGCAGCAGCAGCGGCAGCGGCAGCGUGACAGCUGCUGCCUUUGCUGCAGCAACUGAACUUGUGGGUACCUACCUCUUGUCUCCUGAGGAAGAGCUGAACAUUCUCACCGCUGUAAGCGGGUCACGGAAGGAUCUGCCCUACAGGUGGCUGCUGCUGCGUCGUGCCGAAUUGAAUCCCUGCAGCAGCAAUCAGCUGCCGCUUUCUCAAAAGAAUGUCGCUGGCGCCGUCUCAGUGCUGCUGCAGCAGCAGCCACCUCCGGCUUACCGCUGUUGUGGAUUUGCUUCCUCAAGCUUCAACGUGAGGAGUGUUGCGCGGCGCGCGCUGGUUGCUGGGAGGCCUGAGGAGGCGCUGGGCAUUUGCAACCUCCUUCUUAACGGAGACCCGUUUGACCCGGAGGCGAUUCGCAUCGCAUGCAAUGCAACGCUCUCUGCGCGUGAGCUGCUGCUGCCAUAUCUGCUUCGGGAGAUUCGAGAGGGCAGCGAGUCUUUGGAGCUGCUGCUGCUGUAUGCUGCAGCAGCAGAAAGAGAGUUGGAGCAGCUGCAAGUACAGGGAGGGAAUCCUGCUGUUACAACCCUAGAGGUGCUGUAUCCGUGCUGCAGCGACGUUUUGCUGCUAGCCGCUCGGGCCUACAUGGAGGAGCGACGCAAAAGCAGCUCUGAGCUGCAGCAGCGGGAGUCCGGAGCAGCUGCUGCAAUGUACAUACACCGGGCUUUGGAGCUACGUCCAGGCUGCCCGCUGCUGCUAAACGAGUUGGGGGCAGUGGCGGCGGAAGCAAAGGACUUCAGGGGCGCGUUGCAUUGGCUGGAGAAGGCGGUGUCUGCUGCUGCUGCUGCUGCUGCUGCUGCUGCUGCACCCGGCGACUGCCCAGAGCUGCCGCACUACUUGAGCAACCUGGCAGUCUGCCGGCUGCGGGCGGGCUGCCAGGAAGCUGCUGCUGCUGCUGCUGCUGCUGCGCUGCAAGCAGCAACAAAGCUGGCGCUGCUCGCGGCCUGCCCUGUGGCGCCCGGCGGCGCUGCAGCUGCCUACGAUUCGCUGUACGAGCUGCAGCAGCUGCGCUGCAGCAGCAGCAGCAGCAGCAGGAUGGGGUCUGCUGCUGCUGUUGCUGACGCCGCUGCAGCCGCUGCCACCGGCAGCAGCCUGCGGCACUGCUUUGCUGCUGCAGAUGCUGCUGUGCUGCUUGCUGCUGCUACAGCCUAUACUGUCCUAGGCGCAGUAAAUCUGCAGAGUGGCAGAAGCGAAGCUGCAGUUACUCCCUUCGCCAACGCAGCAAGCCUGACUCUGGCGUAUGAGUCUCGGAUCAGCAGCCGCAGCAGGAAUGGGCUACGUCGAUUUCAGGCAGCAGCAGCAGCAGCAGCAACUGAAACACCGACGCAGCAGCAAAGCUUGCGGGUGCGCCUGCUGGAACGCCUCCACACGCUGUCGAUGGAAGCAACAGCAGCAGCAGCAGAGCCAGCAGCAGCAGCAGCAAUAACAGCAGCAGAAAGCAAGAUCAUCCUGGGUGGCCCCCUCACAAGGCCCCCGCCUCGGGCAUGGCUAGAGCAGCAGCAACGGCCGCUGCUGCUGCGGCAGCUGCUGGAGCAGCAGCAGCAGCAGCACCAGUCAGAGCAGCAGGCCCAAGAACUCGAGCAGCAGCUGCUGCAGCGCCAGAGGCAUCUGCAGCAAAGGCUGCAGCAGCUCAGUGAAGAGGAGACAACUGAGUGGCUAGCGCUGGUGCAGCUGCAGCAGCAGCAAGCGAGAGACAAACUAGCUGUGCUGGCAGCAGCGCUAAGCAGCAGCAGCAGCAGCAACAGCAAACGAAGCAGAGCAGACGAAUUUAAAAGUCAUUGA